Triticum dicoccoides is the source of this 993-nucleotide messenger RNA. Its product is annotated as HVA22-like protein f. The transcript has 5 exons. Bases 102 to 572 code for a protein of 156 amino acids. Lineage: Eukaryota; Viridiplantae; Streptophyta; Magnoliopsida; Poales; Poaceae. The record is from RefSeq and is a predicted model, not a curated record.
GUGUCCCUUGUCAUCCACACCGUCCCAUACCGACAGACAGACCGACCGAGGACAUCAAGAGGCCUCGGAGAAAGCUUUCUCGCAAGCCGCGGCGACGAACCAUGGGUGUUCUUGGUGCCCUUGCCAGGCAUUUGGAUUCCCUUGUUGGGCCAGGAAUCAUGCUGCUUUAUCCGCUGUACGCGUCGAUGCGCGCGAUCGAGAGCCCUUCUUCCCUGGAUGAUCAGCAGUGGCUCACCUACUGGGUGCUGUACUCCCUGAUCACCCUCUUUGAGCUCUCAUGCUGGAAGGCUCUCCAGUGGCUCCCUCUGUGGCCGUACAUGAAGCUCCUCUUCUGCUGCUGGCUGGUGCUGCCGAUCUUCAACGGCGCGGCCUACAUCUACGAGACGCACGUCCGGCGCUACUUCAAGAUCGGGCAGUACGUGAGCCCCGGCUACAGCGAGAGGCAGAGGAAGGUGCUGCAGAUGAUGAGCCUCGACGCGCGCAAGUCCGUCGAGCGCUUCAUCGAGACGCACGGGCCCGGCGCUCUCGAGAAGAUCAUCCAAGCCGCUGAACAGGAAGCCAAGAGAGCCUAGUUUAUCUAGCGUGUGGUGAAGUGGAAGGCAUUCUUUCAACCGGGAGAAGAGAAACGAGUGGAAAUGUAAAUGGCUGCCGUGUGCUGUGAUCGAUAUGCUUCGGCAGCUGUUCUCCUUGUGCCGUGUGCGUGUGUUUGAUCUGUUGGUUGGGCUUGGCAAGAUACCUUGCUGUACAUAAGAGAUGAUCAAUGAAACAUUCAGGCUAUACAUGUGAAAUGUGGUGUGAUGUGAUGUGCUCAACACGAAAUGGAGCACGACCACAACUAGUCUCUGAAUGAAUGAAAACCAGAAUUUUAACUGUCCUGAACACAUCCCUUUCUCUCCACUGAACACCUUAAUCCUUGUGAUGAAUGAAAACCAAUUAUUGCCUAUACCUGUUACAAACUGCAUGGCGUAUUCAUUCUUCAAAAUGAAAAAAAAA